AUUACAAAAUAUCCAUUGCUAUCUGUUAAACGAAAAAAAUGGCGAAGAGCAUCGCGAUCAUCGACUUUGAUUGCUUUCGUUUAGAUACAGAAGUAACUGACCAGAAGAAAUUCGAAAAGCUUGUUGAUGAAGUCCAUGAUGCGUUGACAAAGGUGGGGUUUAUGUACCUCAUAAACCAUGGAAUUCCAACAGAAAAGAUACGUAACACAUUCACAGCAUCCAAGAAAUUCUUUGAGCUGUCAGAGAAAACUAAGCUGAACUACAUUGGCCAAAAUGACAACAAAUUCUCCAUUCAUGGUUUUGAAGAGACAGAAAAAGAACAGUGCUGUCCAGAAAGAGAACGAGAUCUCAAGCAGUGUUUUAACUACACAGUCAAAGCAGCAACAGAGGAUGUAUGUUCUACUUCUUCUCCCUAUAUGUGGCCCGAUGAGACGAUACCCGAGUUCAGACAAUCGAUGGAAGAGCUUUAUAGAUGGUGUACAAAGCUAAACCACAGGAUCCUUGAUGUUAUUGGUCAUUGUCUCAAAUUACCGGAUCCUCACUACUUCAAGAAUUUACAUAAAGGUCUUGGGACGAAGGCUAAUUGUACUAUUUUAAGGUCGCUGUACUAUCCUCCACCUGAGUUUGAGAAGGUCAAAGAGAAUCAGAUCAGGUGUGGAGAGCAUACAGACUAUGGUGGUAUCACAUUACUCUUCCAAGACAAGCAAGGAGGUCUUGAGGUUCAAGAUGUUGAAGGUGAUUGGAUAUCAGCCAAGCCGGUAGAAGAUGCAGUCAUCGUCAAUCUUGGGGAUCUUAUGCAAAUGUGGACAGCAGACAAACUCAUCGCUUCAGUACAUCGGGUUAUCAUGCCUAAGACUUCUGAACCCAGGCAAUCCAUUGUCUUCUUUGGUCAUCCAGAUGAUGACGAGAUCAUCGAAUGCGUCGACGGAAGCAACAAGUACCCUCCAGUAAAUAGCUUGGAGUACCUUGAGAAGAGACUAUAUGCAACGUACUAGACAAGAACUAUUUCUACAUGUAUAUCAGAUUUUUUACCUGCAAUAUUAUAUUAGGUAACUUGUUUUUAGAAAUCGUAAUUUGAAAUGAAGAUGAUUGGAUGAAAUGUAUUGACAUUGAGAUAUUUUGGGCCCGGUCUUACAAAGAAUUAUGAUUGGUUCAAUCAAUCUCAACUGGAUGGAAAUCCAUUCAUACCAUCAUUUUUUUCUACA
Messenger RNA from Lytechinus variegatus (green sea urchin), 1205 nucleotides. RefSeq names its product 2-oxoglutarate-Fe(II) type oxidoreductase ppzD-like. The record is from RefSeq and is a predicted model, not a curated record. Lineage: Eukaryota; Metazoa; Echinodermata; Echinoidea; Temnopleuroida; Toxopneustidae. The coding region runs from base 39 to 995 and encodes 318 amino acids. Gene Ontology annotation, molecular function: dioxygenase activity. The transcript is spliced from 7 exons.